UUUGAAAACUCCCUCUCAGACAGCUAUAGAAGAAAGCAGCUCCAACUCUGUGCAGGAAUCCCGAACAAAGAAGCUUCAGCAGCUCUUCAUCACACUUUGAGACUUAAAGCUCCAACAUGAUCUUGCUCCUCUUCUUGUUCAGUCUGGCUCUGGGUGCUUCUUCUGAGUCUCCUUCUAAUGCAAGUGAAUUGGAGCUACAACUUGAUAACCAGACAGUGAAACUACUGCGUGGAAACUGUCCCAUGUUCUGGUACAGUUUCAAUGGCCGCUGCUACAAAUAUGUGGCCACACAAAUGACCUGGGCUGAUGCAGAGCUCUACUGUGUGUCUGAGAAAGCCAACCUGGUGUCCAUCUACAGUGAGGAGGAAGAGGAGUUUGUUAAAUCUUUGAUUAAGAACUUUGACCAUGCUGAGGGACGCACCUGGAUUGGACUGAGUGACCUCCAUAAAGAAGGCAGAUGGAUGUGGUCUGAUGGUUCUGCAGUGAGUUUUGUCCACUGGCAUGCAAUACAACCAGACAACGAAGGAGGAGCUGAACACUGUGGUCACAUGAACUAUGAUACAAAGUGGAAUGAUGUACCGUGUUCUAGAAAUCAUACCUCUGUUUGUGCUACUCGUGUAGCUUGCCCAUAGCAACUGAGAACCUUACAUAUUCAAAGUGUCAUGGUCUGGCUGGCAGACCGUGGGGGGUGUGGGGAAGGAGGACCCAGGCGCGGUGGUCUAUGUACAAGCAGUGCGUUUA
Molecule: messenger RNA, 741 nt
Organism: Maylandia zebra (zebra mbuna)
Lineage: Eukaryota; Metazoa; Chordata; Actinopteri; Cichliformes; Cichlidae
Product: lactose-binding lectin l-2
Source: RefSeq, a predicted model, not a curated record